Octodon degus (degu) is the source of this 1946-nucleotide messenger RNA. It is a transcript of the gene Deaf1, whose product is annotated as DEAF1, transcription factor. Gene Ontology annotation, molecular function: DNA binding; DNA-binding transcription factor activity, RNA polymerase II-specific. Lineage: Eukaryota; Metazoa; Chordata; Mammalia; Rodentia; Octodontidae. The record is from RefSeq and is a predicted model, not a curated record. The transcript has 12 exons. The coding region runs from base 160 to 1656 and encodes 498 amino acids. Gene Ontology annotation, cellular component: nucleus. Gene Ontology annotation, biological process: regulation of transcription by RNA polymerase II.
GCGGCGGCGGUGGCGGCCGCGGCCGCUGUGGCGGCGGCGGCCGCGGCCGCAGCGGGGGGCGAGACAGAGGAACCGGUGCUGAGCAGGGACGAGGACUCAGAGGAAGACGCAGACUCCGAGACAGAGCGCGAGGCUCGGCGGGUCACGGCCGUGGCGGUGAUGGCGGCGGAGCCCGCGCACAUGGACAUGGGUACCGAGGCCCUGCCCGGGCCCGAUGAGGCAGCCGCCGCCGCCGCUGCCUUCGCAGAAGUGACUACGGUGACGGUAGCCAACAUGGGGGCCUCUGCAGACAAUGUCUUCACGACAUCAGUGGCAAAUGCUGCAUCCAUUUCAGGACAUGUCCUGUCUGGCAGAACUGCACUACAGAUCGGGGACAGCCUCAACACUGAGAAGGCCACGCUGAUUGUUGUGCACACAGAUGGGAGCAUUGUGGAGACCACUGGCCUGAAGGGUCCAGCGGCCCCUCUCACCCCAGGUCCACAGUCUCCUCCGACCCCAUUGGCUCCUGGCCAGGAAAAAGGAGCCACCAAGUACAACUGGGACCCAUCGGUGUAUGAUAGCGAGUUGCCUGUGCGCUGCCGGAACAUCAGUGGCACACUUUAUAAAAGCAGGCUGGGCUCAGGGGGCCGGGGGCGCUGUAUUAAGCAGGGGGAGAACUGGUAUAGCCCAACAGAGUUUGAAGCCAUGGCGGGAAGAGCCAGCAGCAAGGACUGGAAGAGAAGCAUCCGAUACGCUGGCCGGCCGCUGCAGUGCCUCAUCCAGGAUGGGAUCUUGAACCCCCAUGCAGCCUCUUGCACCUGCGCGGCCUGCUGUGAUGACAUGACCUUGAGCGGCCCUGUCCGACUCUUUGUGCCCUACAAGAGACGAAAGAAGGAGAACGAGCUGCCUACACCGCCGCUAAAGAAGGACUCUCCCAAGAACAUCACGCUUCUCCCGGCCACCGCUGCCACCACGUUCACUGUGACACCCUCGGGGCAGAUCACCACAUCUGGGGCACUGACCUUUGACCGCACAUCCACUGUGGAGGCCACUGCUGUCAUCUCAGAGAGCCCAGCCCAGGGCGAUGUCUUUACAGGAGCCACAGUGCAGGAGGCUGGUGUGCAGCCGCCCUGCCGGGUUGGCCACCCUGAGCCCCACUACCCUGGAUACCAGGACAGCUGCCAGAUCGCACCCUUCCCCGAGGCUGCACUGCCAACAUCACACCCCAAGAUAGUGCUCACAUCCCUGCCUGCCCUGGCCGUCCCGCCCUCCACCCCCACCAAGCCUAUCUCCCCGGCAUCUCUUGGUGGGCUGGAGAUGACAGAGCCUCGGAGCUGGCUCUACCUGGAAGACAUGGUGAACAAUUUGCUCAACACGGCGCAGCAGCUGAAGACACUGUUUGAACAGGCCAAGCAGGCCAGCACCUGCCGUGAGGCUGCUGUGACACAGGCCAGGAUGCAGGCUGAUGCAGAGCGGAAAGAGCAGUCUUGUGUGAACUGUGGCCGGGAGGCCCUGAGUGAGUGCACUGGCUGCCACAAGGUCAACUACUGCUCCACAUUCUGCCAGCGCAAGGACUGGAAAGACCACCAGCACAUAUGCGGUCAGUCAGCAGCUGUCACCGUCCAGGCUGAUGAGGUCCAUGUCAGUGACGGCGUGAUUGAGAAGGUCACCGUGUGAGCCAGGCACUUUGGUGCCUCCCAUGAGGACAAAGACCUGUGGCCCAUGCAGUGUGGAGGAGACAAGCAGGAGGCCGCUGGUAGGCAGGUUCUGGUGAGCCCUGAGCCACAGCACCUUGCACAGGAACGCCCUACCCGAACACCUGGAAGGACUGGUGGCAAGUGGCAGACCAGGUCCCCGCCCCUCACGGUGCUCUUACCUGGAUCAUGGGCGUGCAGUCACCCAAGGUGUCCCUGUGCUGCAGCACGCACACAUACGUGUCUGUCAAUAAAGUUGUAAAUAAUCCCCAC